AUGGCGGGCCUCAGCCAGCGAACGUACCUUGGGGUUCAUGAGCGACUUUACUGUGGACGGAUGGACCGAGGAGUUUGGGCGGUUUGCACCAGAGCGACUACCCACGAGCGCCAGGGCCGGGUGACCGACUACAUCUGGGAUCAGCUAGCAGAUAUUUCGAAGAAGCCGUUCAUUGAUUAUAAUACUCUUCGCCCAGACCGGCAGCUUACCAUAAUGCAGGGGCGAUCUUCUGCUUGA
Molecule: messenger RNA, 237 nt
Organism: Penicillium longicatenatum
Lineage: Eukaryota; Fungi; Ascomycota; Eurotiomycetes; Eurotiales; Aspergillaceae
Exons: 1
Coding region: 1-237 (78 amino acids)
Source: RefSeq, a predicted model, not a curated record